CCCCGAGCCUUCAUCCCCCCACCCCCCCCCUCCCCCUCCCCCUCCCGAGCCUUCCUCCCCCUCCUCCUCCUCCCCCGCGGCCCCCCCGGCCCAUGAGCGGCGGCCAUGGACUGUUUGUGCAUCGUCACCACCAAGAAAUACCGGUACCAAGAUGAGGACAGCCCCCCCCUGGAGCAGAGCCCCGCCCACCUGCCCAGCCAGGCCAAUUCUCCCCCCGUCAUCGUCAACACCGACACCCUGGAGGCCCCGGCCUAUGUGAACGGCACCGAGGGGGAGAUGGAAUAUGAGGAGAUCACUCUGGAGAGGGGGAACUCGGGGUUGGGGUUCAGCAUCGCGGGGGGCACCGACAACCCCCACGUCGGGGACGACCCCGGGAUCUUCAUCACCAAAAUCAUCCCCGGGGGCGCCGCGGCCCAGGACGGGCGGCUCAGGGUGAACGACAGCAUCCUGUUCGUGAACGAGGCCGAUGUCCGGGAGGUGCCGCACUCGGCGGCCGUGGAGGCGCUGAAGGAGGCCGGGGCCGUGGUUCGGCUCUACGUGAUGAGGAGGAAGGUCCCGGCCGAGAGGGUGGUGGAGGUCAAACUCAUCAAAGGGCCCAAAGGUCUGGGGUUCAGCAUCGCGGGGGGCGUGGGCAACCAGCACAUCCCGGGGGACAACAGCAUCUACGUCACCAAGGUCAUCGAGGGGGGGGCGGCGCACAAGGACGGGCGGCUGCAGGUCGGGGACAAGAUCCUGGCCGUGAACAACGUCAGCCUGGAGGACGUCAUGCACGAGGACGCGGUGGCGGCGCUGAAGAACACCUACGACGUGGUGUACCUGCGCGUGGCCAAGGCCACCGUGCCCGGCCUCGGGGACAGCUACGGGCCCCCCGACGUCACCGGCUCCUACUCGGCCCACCUGGACUCGGAGCUGCCCCCCCAGAGUUUCCUGGGCCCCGAAUUCCCCCCGGCGCUGACCCCGACGUCCCCACGGCGCUUCUCGCCCGGCCCCAAGGAGCUGCUGCCCGACGACGACGUCCCCAGGGACCCGCGGCGCAUCGUGAUCCCGCGCGGCUCCACCGGUCUCGGCUUCAACAUCGUUGGUGGUGAGGAUGGUGAGGGGAUCUUCAUCUCCUUCAUCCUCGCCGGCGGCCCGGCCGACCUCAGCGGGGAGCUGCGCAAGGGCGACCAGAUCCUCUCGGUGAACGGGGUGGAUCUGCGCGGUGCCACCCACGAGCAGGCGGCGCUGGCCCUGAAGAACGCGGGACAGUCGGUGACAAUCGUGGCCCAGUACCGGCCCGAAGAGUACGGCCGCUUCGAGGCCAAGAUCCACGACCUGCGGGAGCAGCUCCUGAGCAGCAGCCUCGGCUCCGGCAGCGCCUCCCUGCGCAGCGACCCCAAGCGCGGCUUCUACGUCCGGGCCCUGUUUGACUACGACAAGGCCAAGGACGUGGGCUUCCUGAGCCAGGCGCUGAGUUUCCGCUUCGGGGACGUGCUGCACGUGCUGGACGCCUCCGACGAGGAGUGGUGGCAGGCCCGGCUGGUGCUGCCCCCCCAGCAGCCCCCCGACAUCGGCUUCGUGCCCAGCAAGCGCCGGGUGGAGCGCCGGGAGUGGACGCGGCUCAAGGCCAAAGAUCGGGGGCCGGGGGCUCAAGGCCGCGAGGACGCCGUGCUGAGCUACGAGACGGUGACGCAGAUGGAAGUUCACUACGCGCGGCCGAUCAUCAUCCUGGGCCCCACCAAGGAUCGCGUCAACGACGACCUCCUGUCGGAAUUCCCCGAAAAAUUCGGAUCCUGCGUCCCCCACACGACGCGGCCCAAGCGCGAGUACGAGGUCGAUGGCCGUGAUUAUCACACCUGGGCCCCAUUUAUCCCACUUUUUGGGGGUUUUUACCUGUCCCAGGUGUGUCUCACCUGCCCCAGGUGUGUCUCACCUGUCUCACCUGCAGACACGACGCGGCCCAAGCGCGAGUACGAGGUGGACGGCCGCGAUUAUCACUUCGUGGCCUCGCGGGAGCGGAUGGAGAAGGACAUCCAGGGCCACAAGUUCAUCGAGGCGGGGCAGUACAACAGUCACCUGUACGGCACCAGCGUGCAGUCCGUGCGCGAGGUGGCGGAGCAGGGCAAGCACUGCAUCCUGGACGUGUCGGCCAACGCGGUGCGGCGGCUCCAGGCGGCGCAACUGCACCCGAUCGCCAUCUUCAUCCGGCCCAAAUCCCUGCAGAACGUGCUGGAGAUCUCCAAGCGCGUCAGCGAGGAGCAGGCACGGAAAGCGUUCGACAGAGCCACCAAGCUGGAGCAGGAGUUCACCGAGUGCUUCUCAGCCAUGGUGGAAGGCGACAGCUUCGAGGAGAUUUACCACAAAGUGAAGCGCGUCAUCGAGGACCUCUCAGGACCGUUCAUUUGGGUCCCGGCCCGCGAGCGGCUCUAGGGCCGGGGGGGACCCCAAAACCGCCCCCGACCCCCCAAAACCCACAGGAAAACCCCCCCAGACCCCGCCGGGAUUCCCAACACGGUGGGGGAGGGGUUUGGUGGUUUUUUUUUGUUUUUUUGGUUUUUUUUGGUUUUUUUUGGUUUUUUUUUGGGACUUCUCCGGUGGUUUUUGGGGGGGAACAGCCCCCGAAAUUUGGACUCUUUGGGGUUUUUUUGUACAUAUUUAAGCUCUAUAUUUGUAACGCCCCGAGGGGCCCCCGAAUCGGCCCCUCCCGGCCCCGAAAAUUGGGGGGAGGGGAGGGGGGGGUUUGGGGAGGGGGGGGGAGGGGUUUGGGGUUCCUCCCCUCCCCCCCCCGGGCCCCUCCCCCUCCCCCCUCCCUCGGCGUGGGAAAAAAGGGGGGGAGGGGAGAUGAGAGUAUUUUGCAUAGAAAUUAUGGAAUUGUGGGAAUAAAGCGAUGGAGACGC
Molecule: messenger RNA, 2876 nt
Organism: Taeniopygia guttata (zebra finch)
Lineage: Eukaryota; Metazoa; Chordata; Aves; Passeriformes; Estrildidae
Source: RefSeq, a predicted model, not a curated record